Molecule: messenger RNA, 937 nt
Organism: Pelmatolapia mariae (spotted tilapia)
Lineage: Eukaryota; Metazoa; Chordata; Actinopteri; Cichliformes; Cichlidae
Product: interleukin-15-like
Exons: 6
Coding region: 169-666 (165 amino acids)
Biological process (GO): positive regulation of T cell proliferation; immune response; positive regulation of immune response
Cellular component (GO): extracellular region
Molecular function (GO): cytokine activity; cytokine receptor binding
Source: RefSeq, a predicted model, not a curated record
GUCAGCCUGCGAAAUCUUACCCGUACUCACUCUCGCCACAAGUGUUAAUAACACUGGCUGCAGACCAAUGAGACAAACCAGCUUUAUUAUCACAAAUGAGGUGCAAAAGCGUAAUCUUUGCUUGCUGCUCCGCUGGCUAGGACGACGGCAACCGCAGUCACUGCGCAGAUGACGGCGCUCCCGGUGAUCCUCUUUCAACUCACAUGUCACCGAGAUCAGCGAGCUAGGGGUUUCCAGAUCCAGCUGACCUGUAAGCUGUGCCGAGAGAGCCACAAAACUCAGGUGUGGCUUUGUUUGUUAGUUCUGAGCCUCUUGAGUACGCCUACAUGUGCCAAUUCUGUGAGUGAAGCAGGGGAUCUACAGAUAUGUUUGAACAAUCUGAUUCAUAAUGUGAAGAAAUCUGAUGCUAUGCUCUACGCUCCAAGAAUUCAAGACUUUCCAGAUUUCUGUACAAAGACGGUGCUGAAAUGUUACAUGUUGGAGUUGAUAAUGGUCCUUCAUGAGGAAGAAAUUAGGGAUGAUUCAGUGAAUUGUGUCUAUGAUUUCAAUGAUAAUCUGCAAACAACUAUUGUUGGGUGUCCAGCAUGUGAAACGUACACGCUUCAAAAUAUUACAACAUUUAUGGACAGACUAAUGGACCUUUUGCAAAAACUCAACUCUACAUAAUAUUAUAUAAUAAUGUAAAUACUGUAAACUAAUGUGCAUUUGUGUAGAUUUGUAAAUAACUGUUUUUAUCGCUUAUGUUGCUACCAUACGUAAUAAUAAAUUAAAGAUGUAUUUUAUUCUAUAGGCUGAUGACACUAAAUGUAAUAUGGCAUGUCAGUGCUACACAUCUGGUCUAUUUGUUUUUAAACAUGCUGUCAGUGCCACAGCUUUUAGCUAUACUGUAUAUACAUAAUGUUAUCACACUGCUAUACACUACUGAAUAAAAUGUUGU